Molecule: messenger RNA, 2502 nt
Organism: Ostrea edulis (European flat oyster)
Lineage: Eukaryota; Metazoa; Mollusca; Bivalvia; Ostreida; Ostreidae
Product: mucin-2-like
Exons: 15
Coding region: 75-2390 (771 amino acids)
Source: RefSeq, a predicted model, not a curated record
UUUGCACUUGCUGAUAAGAUUCUAAACGUCAUUUUGUAAGGACGUUGUCAUAGUCGUAAUCUUAUUAUUAAACCAUGUUAUAUACAUAUUACGGAAAGCUAUUACUUUUGGUAGUUUGUUCACAAGGCGAUGCGUUUUUAUUUGCAACACGUCCCGGGCAGAGCAGCACCACUCGUUCACCGAAGCACUGCGACACACAUGAGUCGAUAUGCUUGAAAUGUGAAAGACCCGGCUUCUAUCCCUUGAUGUACUGUAAUGAUAUCAUCAAGGGCGACUACUGCUACACAAGCAUUAUUCGUAAUGCCUCGGGGAUAUUUACUGCAAAAGGACCAGCCACGUCCUCGUUUUGCGAUGCCAACAAGUACAAGAGCAGUCUAGCGAACCCCUCCUGUAGGACCGGGAACAUACCGGAAGGGACAGAAUGCAUCGACUGUUGUAAACAGUACAACUGUGACCCCAAUGACCUUUACUGCAACAAGCAUAUCAUACAGAGCGUCCACAUGCCGUUUACCGUGACUUCAGUAAAAACCACGCCAACAGUUGCCACGACAACGGUCCCAACAACAACAACGACACGCCCCACUACGCCAAAACCGACUCCAGCUCAUGAGGGGACGUGCCAAGUGUGUGUGGAAGGAAACGGUCAGAAUUGUGGCACGGCCAGCACCCAUUACUGUAAUUCUGGAGAAAAAUACUGCAUGAACACAGUCAUUGCAGACCCUAAGGCUGGCAGGAUCGUUGUCAAAAAGUGCGCUGACGAAGUAGAGUGCAAAUGGAAUUAUUGGGUUGAUACUUUGGGUGACCCUAAAUGCAGCAAUGUCACCGGGCCGCAGGCAGACAAUGCCUGUAACUAUUGUUGUGAUAAUUCAAAUACAAUCGCACCAUGCAACCAGGACCCUAUACCCAAAUAUCUGUCAACAUUCCAAAAUACACGUGAAGAGAAGAAAUGUAUAACAGGGAAUUCCAAUGGUCAAUUUCGUGAGGAAAAGUGUCCUUCCGUGUCCUCGUACUGUCUGAAUGAAGUGAGAUAUGAUACAACAGCCAAACAUCCAGAAGCCUUUGUCACUAAAAAAUGCGCGUUUGAAGCCGAGUGUAAGGGACUGUGGUGGGAGAAGACUAGGAAACGACAAGAGUGUUUGACCCAGAACUUCACGGAAAUAUCAGAUACCAACAUUGUCUGUACGUUUUGCUGUGUGUCUGAAAACGACAAAGCUUGUAAUGGGGCUUCAGUUCCGGACCAGAUCGCCAUGUUCACACCUGUAACCACCACUGGUUCCCCAACGACGACCAGAACGACAACGACGACAACGACACACGGUCAUGUACAUCACACACACAAACACACGCACCACGGACAUCACCAUAGCGUGACUACAGCAAGACCAACAACUGAAGCAACCACAACCACAACUCCAGCAGGAACGACAACUAUAACCACAUCCCCAACCACAACCCCACCAACUACCACAACUUCAACCACUACCACAACUCCAACCACUACCACGACUCCAACCACUACCACGACUCCAACCACUACAACAACAUCGGCUCCAGUCACGUGUUCCGGGAAUAUGUCCGUCGUGUGUGAGGACGACCCUAAAGCUCACUGCGAUUCCCUGAAACAGUACGGACUGUGUAAUCAUUUACAGUACAAUCCAGAUAGUGAGGACAUCAAAUUUUGUCCGCGAACUUGCAACUUGUGUAACAAAUAUUGUGAUUACGUUCUAAGAACUGUGCCUCCACCAACAACGAUCCCUCCUACCACACCCCCGCCUCCAAAAACAGGGAUUUCUAAUUUCACAAUAAGCCAAACAGCAAAAACGACUGGUAAUAGGACAACAACAAAAGCAACGGAACCAAAUACACCCUCGAGACCAACAGAACAAAAAACAACAGAAACAACAUUGACAACAAGCCAAACACCUAAAACGGAUGGACUAUUUUCCGUAACAUCUCACAAAUCAACAACAAAAGUAACAGAACCCACAACAGAAUCAACGCCAGCAACAAUACCUUCGAUGACAACUGCAACAACAUUGCCAACUACAACCAAAUUGAAGACAUCUGCACCUUUAAACUCGGAGUGCUAUACCUGCUCUGGGUCUGUCUCUUUGUGCGAAAAUUUGUAUGGUCCACAGGGAUGUCUGCCGGAUAAGCCUUACUGCAUGAAUGACGUCACAAACAAUGCAGACGGUACCAGAACUGUGAAUAGGAAAUGUGCUUCUAAGUCAGAAUGCAUAGAGAACUGGUGGGUGGGAUCGUCUGGUCGCUCAGAGUGCGCGGGAUAUGACCCCGCAGCAAUAGUUCUGCAUCAGUUCACGUGUUCCUACUGCUGCACCACGCCCCUUUGCAACAAAGACCUUGUCCCUCGUGAUCUCUACAUCCAAUGACGUGUUUCACAUUGCACACAGAUUCGGAUUAACAAUGAAAUAUUCUGUGAUUGUAAGGUUUCAAAUGACGUAGGAGUACUUUAAUUUCUAAUAAAUCUUCAAUAGGCUUUAA